UAAAAAUAGAAACCAACCAAUCAAUUGAUCAAAUGCUCUAAUAUUAGUCUGGCAUUUAAACUUUUUGACCGAUUUAUAAAAAGAUGGAUGUUCGUAAUUUUAACGAAAAGACAGGCGGCGAUAAACUAUCGUCUGGUUUGUACAACGGUUUCGACCGUGAAACAGCUAUUCUGGAUUCCGCGGACCCUUCUCAAAGUCUUGAGGAAAUGCUAAAAGAAGCCACUGAUUUACAAUCGCAUCGUUCAUUUAGUUCUGGUCGAUUGGAACUCAGAUCUGAUGAAAAUGAAUCUCCAUUCCAACACCAUGUACCAAUUAGUUCACCUGCAGCUACUCCUAAUAGUUUAUCAGAUAAAAACAAAUCUUACAACCAGACAAACUCAUAUACUAAUCAACUUGAUACAAGACAAGCUAUGCCCUCAAUAAAUGGAACCCAACAAGUUGUUCAAGGUAUAGAAGCUGGAGCCAAGAUUGAUGCUUUAAAGAAAUGGACUGUUUCAACUUAUAAAUACACAAAACAAAUGGUAUCAGAAAAGAUGGGUAGAAGAGCUCGAACUGUUGAUACAGAAUUGGAAAAACAUAUACAAGCAUUGAGAGAAACACAGUUACGUUAUGCUAACUUAUUAAAACUAUCAAAACAACUUACUUCACAAUUUAGUAAUCUAUUAGUCACACAAAAGUUAUUAGGAGAGGCCUUAACUGACUUAAGCAUAAAAUCUCCAGACCUUCAGGAUGAAUUUAAUCAAAAUGCAGAACUGCAGAAAAUAGUUUCAAAAAGUGGAGAUACCUUGCUUUCUGCACUUAACUUUUUUACUGAAAAUCUACAAACAUUAUCAGGAAAAACUAUUGAUGAUACUAUUAUGACGAUUCGUGAUUAUGAAAGUGCACGAAUUGAAUAUGAUGCAUAUCGCACUGAUUUGGAAGCCUAUGAAGCACAAGGUCAAUCAUUCAAAACGGAAGAAGCUAGAAAAGAGUUUUACAUUCAAAGAGACAAAUUUGAAUCAUUGCGCAAUAAUUUACAAAUUAAAAUGAAGUUUUUAGAAGAGAAUAAGGUAAAGGUCAUGCGAAAGCAGCUUUUAAUUCUGCAUAAUGCCCAAGCUGCUUAUUUCUCUGGUAACAAAGAAGAGUUAGAAAAGACCAUGAAAGAAUUUCACAUUCGCGUUAUGAGUAAAGGAGAAGGAACCUCUUUUUUAGAAACUCACUAGACUUUAAAUUUAACUUUAGAUAUUUCCUCAUCUUUUAUAAUUGUUUUUUUGUUUUCAGUAUUUAGUAUUUUUAUUUUAUAUGAUGCUACUUUUAAAUUUUUCUAAUUGGUUUGCAAUUGUAAAUUGAAAAAUUAUUUAAAUGGUUUGAAUUUCACUUACCUUGAGUUUAUAAAUUAUAACAU
Molecule: messenger RNA, 1384 nt
Organism: Hydra vulgaris (swiftwater hydra)
Lineage: Eukaryota; Metazoa; Cnidaria; Hydrozoa; Anthoathecata; Hydridae
Source: RefSeq, a predicted model, not a curated record